AUGCCUACAUCAAAUGGUGAUAAAGUCGAAUAUGGCGCUGGCCUUCUUCAGAGUCCCGACCAUCAUACUCCCGAGCAGAAAGCACCCAACGAAACAACGUACGCCUCUCCUCAAAGACAUGGGAAUAGUCCGGCCGCCUGGGGGUUCGGAUGGCAGUGCCCCACCCUGAUGGUUGUGUCUGUUGUUUGUGGUGCGAUGAUCUCGGUGGGCCAUCACUUCUACUACAGCAGCCUCGACAACACCCUCGUCAACUCGGUCGACCAGCAAACGUGGGCAAUUCGAAUUGGAACUGGCUUUGCCUUUCUAAACAAGACCUUUCUGACAUCCGCUGUUGGAAUCGCAGCGUCGCAACAGAUAUGGGCCACUCUCCGCCGGAAGUUUGUGAAGCUGAGCGCGAUUGAUGGCAUGUUUGACAUCCUUACCAACCCAAAUUCUUUUCUCAUUCCCGACCUCUGGAUGUACGCGAAAACCCUCACACUACUCGCAAUUAUCUCUUGGCUUAUCCCAUUAGCGGCUGUUGUUACGCCUUCUACCUUAUCCAUCCGUCUCCUGACAACCACCAAUGUCACCCAGAUGCAUGUUCCGACUGUUAACUUCACUGAAUCCUUCUGGCGUCCUUGGGUAACAUGGGGAGGCGCUGGGUUUAUUGCAUCACCCUCGCCCGACAUCACCCGCCUGUUUACAGCUACUUCUUCAUCUGCCGAAGUGCUCUCAGUUCCUGCACCUUUCCCUAACUCAUCCUACACUCUGGAGUUUUGGGGCCCUUCAUACAAGUGCCAGAAAUUGAGUGAAGCUGUCGUGCAGAUGCAAGGCAUGAAUUUUAGUGAUGGCGUGGGUCUGGCUCAGUACAGUUCGUUGCAGAAACUAUGGGAACAGGAAAUUGGAAACCCAACCAAUCUCACUCGAGUGGUGUACUCAGGGACUGCUCCUAGUGCCCUUAACAAUACCCUUUUCGUGUACGCCGCCGGUGGGAACCCCCUGUGGAACGGCAACGCCACACAACCGACCGAGCUUGUCUGUCAGCUCUGGAAUACCUCCUACGUGGUAGGCCAGAACUUUACCAACGGUAUCCGGACCCUGAUACCUGUAUCAACGGAGCUCGUGGCUCCUGCCAAUUGGAGCUCAGAUGCUGGCUCUAAGGUUGUAUUUCAACGCCAAGAGCCAACAGUUAAUGGAGGCUACUAUGUGAUGCACAUGCUAUUCUCUGGACUGAUACAGCGUAAGCUCGUUAUCAGCGCUUCCUUAGAACUGAGCAGCUUCUUGCCCCCCGGCCUGCCAUUCACAACGAUGUCGAUAAUGCAAACCGGCCUUUUCUCAUGCCCAGAGCUGUGGAAUAGUACCGAUUACCAAACUCUGCGAAUUGCAAGUGAAACUGCUCUUUGUCGGAAUAAAACAUUGGCCCAAGCAAUAGAGGACCUCUCGCACAACUUCACCUAUAGCCUUCUCAGUCUCAAUGCCGCGAACACCAGUGCACCCGUGACGAGCUCCUCACCUAAGAACUUCUACACCUACGACAGUCGAAACUUGCUGGCGGUUUAUAUGACUGCGCUGGGUGUUACCGCUGCAUGUGUUGUCGUCGGGUUCUUUGCCUUACACGAGAAUGGCGUUUCCCAGAGCGUCUCCUUUUCCAACAUGCUGCUGACGACAAGAAAUCCCGAGUUGGACAAUUUGGCCAACGGACACUGUUUGGGGUCCUUCGGGCUGGAGAAGGAGGUUGGUGAGACCAAGUUACGAUUCGGGGAGAUUGAGGGCUCUGAGCAGUAUAAGCGUGCGGCUUUUGGAACCAAAGACUCGGUGACUGCUCUAUCCAAAGGAAAAGACUAUUAUUAG
Messenger RNA from Penicillium mononematosum, 1830 nucleotides. RefSeq lists its product as uncharacterized. The record is from RefSeq and is a predicted model, not a curated record. Bases 1 to 1830 code for a protein of 609 amino acids. The transcript is spliced from 2 exons. NCBI's taxonomy places the organism in Eukaryota, Fungi, Ascomycota, Eurotiomycetes, Eurotiales, Aspergillaceae.